AUGCCGACAGCUUUCACCAUUGGAAUUAUCCAAAUAACCUCAGGUGUGGUCAGCACCAUUUUGGCAAUAUUGGGAUGGAUACUACUAGAUGAAAUUCGUCAUGAAUAUUUGUUAAUUUCCACUGCUUUACCUACAAUAGCGAUGUUCUUAUGUGGUAUGUGCGCCAUCGGUUUCGUACGAAAAUCUUUGCAUUCUCUGUUAAUUGGCAUCAUAUUUUUUGCAACGAUUUGCGUGGCUAGCGAGAUUUUCAGUAUUGCGUCUCACUCUUACAUCAUUUACAUAUUUUCAAGAAGGAAUUCCAAAGUUGUCGAGCUAGCAGUUGCAAGUAUUUCGCUUAUUCUAUCGUGUAUUUUUGGAGUAUUUAAUGGCUAUGUCAUUAUCAAGUUUGCUCGCUAUCUCGUUACCGUCAAUGCCUCAUUCGAAGGAGACGCUACACAAAGUAAUAAUCAACAAUCUGGAAUGGCUUCCACUACAACCCCAGUCGACGCACACUUUCUGUUCUUCGGAUUAUUCGGCCCAGGCUUGUUUCAGCUAGUAUCUGGAGGUGUUACACUUGUACUUGGUAUAGUUAGUCUAGUAGUUCUUCAAGGAGGUUUUGCACCAGCUACCUGCUAUCUCGGAAGUAUUACUACCUGGUCUUUGAUCACUUCGAAAUGGGCAUGUCUUUGGUCUUUUGCUCUAAUAGUUUCAUCCACACUUUAUCUCGUUUUUAACAUCAUUGGAAGACGAAUUUUUGCGGCCUAUAUUGCAUUUUAUGUUUUAGUCAUGAUAGCUGGUUUGCUUAAUUUGGUGGGUUCAGCAAUCAUUACCUUCAAAAUGGCGAGUUUGGAGGAAGUUCCAGUUUUCAAAUUGACGCUAUUUAAUCGAUUACGAAUGCCAAUAACAUCACAAAAUAUCACUUUUGGCAUUACUUUAUGCUGCUUUGGCUUUCUCUUUAUAAUUGUUACAUUUAUAGAACCUUUUGUUGGAAUUCCAACACACCUACUAUAUACUUUCGCUACUGGCUGCCAGUUAAUAUUAGCUGGCCAAUUAGGCAAUAACUUGGCAUUUAAAUAUUCGGAAGAUUUGGUGGCGUCUUAUUUUAUCAUAAAUUUCAUGGCAUCGGCGUUUAUUACAACUUAUCUUGGAUUACUAAUUGCUGAAUGUACAUCACUGCCAUUUAUCUUAACACAAAGACCAGCAUCAAUAGCUAUGGCUAUAGUAAAUUUUGUCUUAAUAGCGCCUGCCUUAAUUAUCAGCUUAUAUGAAACUGUAAUUACUGGAUAUCGUUCAGGAAUUUGUAUCUGUGGAGACAGGCCUGCAGUCGCUAUGAUUGAGAAUACUUAUGAUGCUAGCGAACAGGCUCAAGAAACUAAUUCACCAAUAGACAAUCUUAACCAUACUUUUGCUAUACAAGAUGAUACAAAACAUUCCAUUCAAGACAUAUCUGGAGAAACACAGAUAUAA
Molecule: messenger RNA, 1446 nt
Organism: Trichoplax adhaerens
Lineage: Eukaryota; Metazoa; Placozoa; Uniplacotomia; Trichoplacea; Trichoplacidae
Exons: 7
Coding region: 1-1446 (481 amino acids)
Source: RefSeq, a predicted model, not a curated record